CAUUCCCUACAUUAUUCUUAAUUGACUGGCUUUGGUAAAUAGCUGGACGAUUACUGUACUGGAUUAUUAUUUUACUAAGUAAUGUUAAGUUGUCACAGUUUGCUGUUGGUAGAUUCCACCGUAUUUAUUCUUUAAUGUAACAUGGACAGUGUAAUGAUUUGAACUGUUACAUCAUGAUGUAUAAUGCAAGGCAGUACUCUAAUACAUGUAUGUAUAUAUUCUCUAUUUUUAAUUUGCACGUCAUCAUAAUGUCAUAAUGAUUCUUUAUCUUAGCCAUGACAACAUAAUGGACUGGUGAUAGAAUAUUUCAACUAUAGCAAGACUUGUUGAUACAUUGUAUUUAUGCAAAAACGACAGAAAAUUUUCUGUUGUGCAUUAAAGUUGGACUGACAGGAGCUGUUGUGUAAGGCAUUGCAUUUUUUUUCUUCAUUUUCCAGACUGCCAUACAGAACUCACAAGCCUUCAGAACUGACAUACCUCAUAGCAGACCCACCAACAUGACAGAAGGGAUCAUACGGCCGCUCCAGUGUACCAAGGAAGUUGAGGAAGCCUCUAUAUUGGAGUCUGCAGGCUACCCCGCAGAUGAGGCUGCUUCGUUAGAAACCCUGCAGAUGAGAUACACCGCAGAAAGCCGUCUCUUUCUCGGCUACUUCAAAAACGAAAAGCUGCUCGGUUUUGUCUGUGCCACAAGCACCAAUGCCGAUCACUUAACAGAAGAAUCCAUGCAUGCCCACAUACCUUGUGGUGAAACAGUAUGCAUACAUUCUGUCUGUGUUGACCAAAGUGUUAAGCGUCAGGGAAUAGCCACCAAGCUACUUCAGGCGUUUGUUCCACACGUGAAAGAUAGUUUCCCCAAGGCCAAGAGGAUAUGUCUGAUAUGUCAUGAGUAUCUGAUUCCUCUGUAUACUAAGGCAGGGUUUGUUCUGGUCGGAACUUCUGAAGUUGUGCAUGGUAAGGAAGCGUGGUAUGAAUGUAUCAUGGAGUUAUGAGUCAGUUUCGGCUUCUACAAUGUACCAUUUAGUGUUUGUCACAGUUGUACUGUGUGAAAGUAUAUAGUAACAGCUGUUAUAAAUAAACUAUUGUAACAUAAUCCCCAAUUUGUAACAGUAUGAAUGGGUAUUAAACAAGUCUGAAUGCAAACAAUAAUCUAUAAGCUUGCCUUUUCUCUAACCACUCAUAUGUCAGAAAAGAGAAAAACCUGGUCUUUCCUGUCCAGCACAAAGACACAAAGGAACAA
This is a messenger RNA of Branchiostoma belcheri (Belcher's lancelet), 1237 nucleotides long. RefSeq lists its product as uncharacterized. The coding region runs from base 498 to 989 and encodes 163 amino acids. Gene Ontology annotation, cellular component: cytoplasm. Lineage: Eukaryota; Metazoa; Chordata; Leptocardii; Amphioxiformes; Branchiostomatidae. Gene Ontology annotation, molecular function: aralkylamine N-acetyltransferase activity. The record is from RefSeq and is a predicted model, not a curated record. The transcript has a single exon.